UAUAUGGGCACCACGCUGGAAACUCACUUAAAAAACUUUACGCGCCAUACCAUUCGGCUAUCAGACGCAGCAUCAGAGCUUUUCCCACAACGAAUACAAAGAAUAUACUUGCUGAAACUGGCAUGCCACAUAUCCAAGAAAGACUCGAAUUGAGCACAUUACGACUGAUACCUAAACUUUUUUAUACCCAUAAUCCGAUAUUACACAACAAAGUAAAACAAGCGGUUACGCGAAAACGGCAUAUAAAAAAGCAAUCAGUCAUCCAUCGGGUUGUUCAAAAGACAGCGCAUCUUGAGCCUGACAUAAAACCAAGGUGCUUAAAAAUCAGCAAACAUCCCCCAUGGGCGCUACAUUCCUCUUUUUUGGUAGACGAAUUAAUGUGCUUUCCAAAGCACAACACCUGUGCAGAUACUUUCAAACAAGUUUUUACGAGUCGAAAACACCAACUUCACUCCAACGGUUGGAGUUUCAUAUACACCGACGGAUCAAAAGAUUAUGCUAAUACCGCGUAUGCAGUCGUUUCUGACGAUUCUUGUAUUAUAAGCAAAGGGUUGCUAUUACCCUACUGCUCCAUUUUCUCAGCCGAAGCCUAUGCUGUGAAAUCAGCAGCAAAAUGGGCGGUAACGUCAAAAGGAAAAUACACCAUAUGCACCGAUAGCCUCUCAACAAUAAUGGCGAUUCAGAACCCAAAUAACGUAAGCCCGCUAAUUGCAUGUAUUCGAGAUACCCUGAUUGCAUAUAAGACUAAAAUAAAAUUAAUGUGGGUACCGAGCCACUGCGGUAUCCAUGGCAACGAUGUAGCCGAUAAGGAAGCUAAAAAGGUACCACAUAUGCCCUGCUACUACGUAGAGACAAACGAGAAAAAUGAUAUAUUACGCUAUAUUUACAAAAUGAAAGAAAAUCAACAAAAAGAGUUAUGGAGCACUUACAAUAACCGGUAUCGCCUUAUUAAUCCUAACAAAACUAAAACAGCCUACCCUACAACAUGUAGUAUUCCAGCGCUCAAAGUUUUCUCAAGACUACGCCUCGGACAUUGUGCACUUUCACACCAACAUCUUCUCAAUAGAAGCUACGAUCCAGGUUGCGCUUAUUGUAACAGCACAUCAACAUCUACGCUACACAUCCUGGAUACAUGCCCAGCACUCAGCAAGAUCAGGGGAGAAAUAUUUUCAUCGAACACACCAUCAGAGCUUUUAAAAGCGCCUACUGCAGAAAAUAUUUCAAUAAUAUACAAAUAUAUCAGCAAAGCUAAAUUAAGUAACAAAAUUUAA
Messenger RNA from Anastrepha obliqua, 1271 nucleotides. RefSeq lists its product as uncharacterized. The transcript has a single exon. The record is from RefSeq and is a predicted model, not a curated record. NCBI's taxonomy places the organism in Eukaryota, Metazoa, Arthropoda, Insecta, Diptera, Tephritidae. The coding region runs from base 123 to 1271 and encodes 382 amino acids. Gene Ontology annotation, molecular function: nucleic acid binding; RNA-DNA hybrid ribonuclease activity.